Cajanus cajan (pigeon pea) is the source of this 847-nucleotide messenger RNA. Its product is annotated as COMPLEX 1 LYR-like protein. The record is from RefSeq and is a predicted model, not a curated record. Lineage: Eukaryota; Viridiplantae; Streptophyta; Magnoliopsida; Fabales; Fabaceae.
GAGUGAUACUAUAUUACCAAAAUUGAAUGGAGUACGUUGGAACACUGAAAUAAAAAUUGAUUCAAAUUCAUUGUAUCCAUUUGAGUUAGUUCGGGAAUUGGGGUUAUGGGUAGAUGCUGACUCUGGUGCUGAGCUGAGCUGAGAGUUGUAGUCAGAAGACGAGGUGGUGUCUUCUAUCUCCUAUCUCCUAUCUCCUAUCUCCUAUCUCCUAAUUAGAAGCAGCAUCAGGCAAUUUCCAACAUGCCUUCCCUUCAGACUGCCCUGCCUCCUGAGCUCGCCAACAAUGCCAUUAGGCUUUACCGUGAAUGCCUGCGAAGAGCUAAAUAUAUUGGCCAUCGGAAACAUAACACGGAGCUUCUUGUUGAUAUGGUGAGACAACAGUUUAAGAAACACAAGCAUGAAACAGAUCCCGAGAAGAUUCAAAAGUUGAAGGAUGAUGCUGCAAGGGGCCUUAUCAAUCACAUACUGUAUGAGUCAGAGCAAAUGACAGGUUCUAAAUUUAGCAAGAGUAAACAGCCUAAUUUGCUUUAUCCCAAAUGAUUCAGUUUGUCCAUCAGUGAAGGUUUCGGAGACCAAGCAUGUAGAGAAAGCCUUCCAAGGGUUUUUUUUUCUGGUGACAAGCCUUCCAAGGGUUUUAUGAUUGUUAUUGGUUUUGUUAAAAUUUUAUUUAAAACAAUUGUGGAGAAUAGGGCAGUGGCUUUAUCGCUGUUGCUAUUUUUUCAUAUCAACAGUGCUUAAGUUUCUUAAAACCGUUUUGUAGUUUCUACCAAAUGAUUCUGUGUCUCAAUCAAUUCAAGAACCCUGCAUUUUCGUGGAUGAUUUUCUUGACGUUUAUACCAGUGUAGAA